UAUAUUUUAAUUUAUAAAAUGAAAUAUUUUUUUUUUCUAUUUCACACCGCACCACAGUUCGCUCUUCCCGGUCCUCUUCUCCUGACUCCUCCUCCAGCGCUGGUUCAUUCUUCUCGCACUUUUGUCGUCAUGCUGAGAGCAUAUAUGCUAAAAACUAUGAUCCACCAGAGCAAUCAACUUGUAGGGUUGUGUCAUAUGUUGUGCUUAAAUGAUGGCAGGAAUGAACCGAUUUAAAAAAACGGGUUUACUUAAUUUUACUAAAUAUAAUUUUAUUUUGAAAUGCGGGAUAAUUCUUUCCUAUUAAUACCGUAAUAUCC
Molecule: messenger RNA, 317 nt
Organism: Rhizophagus irregularis DAOM 181602=DAOM 197198
Lineage: Eukaryota; Fungi; Glomeromycota; Glomeromycetes; Glomerales; Glomeraceae
Source: RefSeq, a predicted model, not a curated record